AUCCAGCUAAGCUUGCUUCAGUUAUUACUGAGAUUGUUGGAAAUGUUUUUGUUAACGAAGAAGAAGUAAACAGGCCAUUUAGCUUGGCUUCAAAAAGGCAAUUUGCAAAGGACUCUGUGGAAAGUAUGCGAGCACAGAAGUCAACAACAGGUUUUCAGGUUUCCUUCACACUUUUGAACUCUGAUCCAGACUCAGUCCUGACUGAAUGGGAUAUAGAGUCUGCUGUUCAAAAGUAUUUGGAUCCCUUCCUGUUGAAUUUUCCACAUUUGGAUAUAACUGUAGAUUCUCAGGUUUUGCAUUAUAGUAGCCUUCAAAUUAAUCCUAAAAAGGAUGGUGAAGUUUACUAUCUUCACUAUGAUGACUUACCUCAUAUGAUAAAUCCCAUAGAAGGCAAACUUGGUUCACAUAUUUCUUUAUAUCCCAGUUUAAACUUUGUGGUGUAUGUCCCGUCUAAGAAGCAUUCACCAAUUUACAUGAAAAAUAAGGAUGGCGAGCUGAGCAGUAGCAAUGCAUUCAUGAGUCCACAGUGGGGUGGCAUCACGAUUUACAAUCUGCCACGGACCACGUCGACGAAUAACACCAAACCACAACAGAUGACUGUGGAGAUGAAGCCAGUCAUGAAAGUCUUCCUAUCACAACUUAAAUUGUUACUGGGAAUGAUGCCUGUGAAUCCUCCAAAUGGUAUCGAAAUGAGAGUCGCUGAUGAUGCUGGGGUCGCAAGAUGGGAACAAGAGUCGCUGAUGAGGCUGAAGACAAUGGAAUAUUUAGCAACUUCUACGAUCACGUUGACGUCACUCGCACAGCUCCUCGGGAAAAUCAGCAACAUGGUGAUCAAUGAUCACAUUCAGCAACAAAUCGAGCAGGCCCUGGGUUCCAUUCAUCAGUCUACAACAGCUCUUCAAGAGGGAAACGUGACUGCAGCAGUCUUUGCAGCCAAAAGUGCUAUUAGAUCUUCAGAGGAAGCAUUUUUUGAACCAUCAAUACUGGAGCUGUUGUACUUUCCAGACGAUCAGAAGUACGCCAUAUAUAUUCCGCUGUUUCUACCCAUCAGUCUACCUAUUUUCCUGUCGUUGAGGCAGGCAGUGAAAUGGUACAGAGGACAAGACAAUGAAAACAAUGAAGACAAGAAAGACGAAGACAAGGAUAAGCAAGAUUGAAAACAGCUCUGAACCAAAAGAAUAACGAAGAUGACGGGCUGGGACGAGAUAACGUGGAGUCGUGUCAACCGAGUACAUGCGCAGUCUCACUUAAUGAGACGGGAGCUACAGGAAACCAUUCCACAACGACAUAAUUUUGAAUAUCAAAUAAUGCAGAGAUACGAGUUAUUAGUGAGGACUACAGGAAAAAACAUGCAGGUUAGAAUACGCGACCACAUGUAUCUGUAAUACAAGCGAGGAAACGUGCAAUAAAACACCGUGCAAAGCUCCAAGCGUACACUGGAGUUAACUCGCUUGGAACUGCGACAAAGUGGCAAACUGUCGACGACGAGAGAAACUCCCUCCUUAAAAUUUUUAGAGCGGUAGCUCAUACCAGAAUAUAACAUAUGCAAACCCAGCAAGAUGAAACACAAAGCUUCAGGAAGUUCCAGUUCUUUUGUAACAAAGAAUUCCAUAUUAGGAAUAUGCCGUUAAUUAACUAAAUAUCAAUUUAAGUAGCAGGAUUAAAUUAGAAUUCCAUCUUUUUAUUGCGAAUGAGUAUUUUGGUUGUCUAAGAUAAAUUUUACUCCAGCGUAGGUCACGUUCAUCCUAAAAUAAAGUAGAGGUACUCGUUCAAAACAAAGUCUUUGUACUUUAUAAAAUAUUGCUUUGUUAAAUAUGUUAUAUUCUAAACUUGUCCGCUCUAUAUGAUAGAAUAGUAGGUUGUGAAAGGAUCUACAUCGAGAAUCUACUGAAUAAAAUAGCUAAGCAUACAAUUUUUUACGAAAGGAAUAAAAAACGCGCCAAAUGCAUUGUUGAGUUAUAUAAGCACUUGGGAAUUUUUAAGAACACUCGAGACGUGCUAGAAGCAUGAGCCGAAGGCGAGUGCUUCUUCGCACUUCUCUCCUGUUCUUAAAAAUUCCCGCGUGCUUAUGUAACUCAACAAUGCUCGAGGAACAAGGUUUUUUUUCCUGUCAUGAAAUGUAUCGUGAAUUGCGCGCGCUCGUACCGAUGACGUAGGCUGCGUUCAUUAUGGAAAUAUAAUGAACUCGUUCUGACCAAUCACAGCGCGCGCAUUUCUCUUAACAUUUUAUAAUCCCAAAUAGAAAAUACGAUUACAGCUAUCACCUGUCCGUAGUAGUAUGUACAUAGAAGGUCGCAUGAUUUUACAAGUAAUUUAAAAAAACCAAAUCACUAAGAGAGGAGUGCAUUAUUUUUUUUAUGUAGCUAAAAGUUAUUGUUUUCAAAAUCGUCGAGUGAUAUUUGCUAGUCAACUUCAACUUUUGUCUCUGACAUUGCGCGGACGUCUUCGUGUCUUUAAAGACCAGCCCUGUAUUAAAGAGAGUAUAGAGUCAA
Molecule: messenger RNA, 2492 nt
Organism: Pocillopora verrucosa
Lineage: Eukaryota; Metazoa; Cnidaria; Anthozoa; Scleractinia; Pocilloporidae
Source: RefSeq, a predicted model, not a curated record